AUGUCCACCAAGCCCAAGUCAAGAUGGGCAAGCUCCGCAGAAGACGCCGAGUAUGAAGCUCGGCAAAAGAAGGAAAAAGAAGAAAAGCGUCGCAAAAAGGCUCUUAAGCUCCAAGAAGAAGAAGAAAAGAAAAAAGCUCUACUCGCUGCUGCAACAACAACGACAUCACAAUUCGCAGAAACAAACGACGAUAACGACGACGCAGCAUCAUCUUCAUCACGGCCCUCAAAACGACGAAAACUCACCCCCGAACCCGCCAGCAACAACACUUCUGCUACGCUGCUGCGCUUCGACGUCGGCACCUGGAAGCCCAGCCGCAGCGUCGACAACUACGACAAGCUCAACGACAUCGAGGAGGGCACGUACGGCUGGGUCGCGCGCGCAACGGAGCUCGCCACGGGCAGAGUCGUCGCCCUCAAGCGGCUCAAGCUCGAGGCCGGCGACCCCAACGGCCUGCCCGUGACGGGCCUGCGCGAGAUCCAGAUCCUCAAAAACUGCCGGCACCGCAACGUCGUGGCCAUGGAGGAGGUUGUCGUGGGCAACGACGUCUCCAAGCCAGACAACUCCAUCUUCCUCGUCCUCGAAUUCGUCGAACACGACCUCAAGAGCAUCCUCCAAGACAUGCCCGAACCCUUCCUCUCCUCCGAAGUCAAGCGCCUCCUCCUGCAGCUCACAUCCGGCGUCGCCUACCUCCACCAAAACUACAUCCUGCACCGCGACCUCAAAACAUCCAACCUCCUCCUCUCCAACCGCGGCCUCCUCAAGAUCGCAGACUUCGGCAUGGCCCGCUACGUCGGCGACCCCCGCCCCAAACUCACCCAGCUCGUCGUCACCCUGUGGUACCGCGCCCCCGAGCUCCUCCUCGGCACGCGAACCUACGACGCCGCCGUCGACAUGUGGUCCGUCGGCUGCAUCAUGGGCGAGCUCAUCACCCGCGAACCCCUGCUUCAGGGCUCCAACGAGGUCGACCAGAUCUCCAAAGUCUUUGAGCUCUGCGGCGUCCCCACCGAAGACUCCUGGCCGGGCUUCCGCCGCCUCCCCAACGCCCGCUCCCUUCGACUCCCCAAACAGUCCCCCCUCGCCUCCGGCUCCGUCAUCCGCGCCCGUUUCCCCAACCUCACAGCCGCCGGCGCCUCUUUGCUCAAUAGUCUCCUCGCAUUGGACCCGGAGAAACGACCAUCCGCCAAGGAAAUGCUAGAGCACGAAUACUUCCGGCAAGAUCCUAAACCCAAACCCGAGAGCCUGUUCCCCACGUUCCCCAGCAAGGCCGGCCAGGAAAGGAGGCGUCGGCACGAGCCCGACGCCCCCGGCAUCUUCCAAGGUAGGGACAAGGAAGAGCGAGGCGCUGGAUUCAGUUUACGCAUGGUAUGA
This is a messenger RNA of Trichoderma harzianum CBS 226.95, 1371 nucleotides long. RefSeq lists its product as hypothetical. Gene Ontology annotation, molecular function: cyclin-dependent protein serine/threonine kinase activity; ATP binding. Gene Ontology annotation, biological process: regulation of mitotic cell cycle; protein phosphorylation. NCBI's taxonomy places the organism in Eukaryota, Fungi, Ascomycota, Sordariomycetes, Hypocreales, Hypocreaceae. The record is from RefSeq and is a predicted model, not a curated record. Bases 1 to 1371 code for a protein of 456 amino acids. Gene Ontology annotation, cellular component: nucleus. The transcript has 3 exons.